CACAUUGCUCACAAUGUAGCUCGCGGCACUAGUCACUGAUACAAUAACAGCAGCAUUAAGCAGACGUGACAUUUCUACCGAUACGUUUCCUUCUCGGUUUCCUUGGAAUAACUUUAAUUGAGGUCCAGCGCUGUCUGUAGAAUAAGUGAGAAUGUCCUUGUCUGGCUGGGUGUGUGUAGUAACAGGGGCCUCCCGAGGCAUCGGACGGGGAAUAGCCCUCCAGCUGUCCGAGGCAGGAGCCACCGUCUACAUCACCGGGCGCCAGGAGACAACUCUGAAACAAACCGCUGCACAGGUGAAGGAGAGGGGUGGAAAUUGUGUGCCGGUUAUCUGCGAUUCCACAAAAGACAAAGACAUCGAAGACCUGUUUGAACAAAUCAAAAGUGAGCAGAAUGGCAGGCUGGACCUCCUGGUGAACAACGCCUAUGCUGGAGUCCAGGCCAUCUUCGAGAAUAUGGGGAGAAAGUUCUGGGAAACCGAUCCGUCCAUUUGGGAUUCCAUCAACAACACAGGCCUCAGGGGCCACUAUUUCUUCUCAGUCUAUGCAUCCCGGAUGAUGGUGGCUCAAGGUCGGGGUCUGAUCAUCACCAUUUCAUCCAUGGGGGGUCUGCGGUAUCUCUUCAAUGUGCCAUAUGGCGUCGGCAAAGCCGCAUGUGACAGGCUGGCAGCAGACAUGGCUGUUGAGCUUAAAAGAAGGGGAGUGGCUUCUGUCAGUCUGUGGCCAGGAGCGGUACAAACAGAGCUGGUGUCUCAGCUCGUGUUGGAGAAAGAAACACCACAGGGUGUAGAUCCCAAGUUCAAAGAAGUCUUUGUCAAUGGGGAAUCCACAGAAGUGAGUGGGAUGUGCAUUGUCAACCUGGCAACAGAUAAACAUCUGAUGUCUCUGACUGGGAAAGUACUCCUGACUUGUGACCUGGCAAGGCGCUAUGGCCUACAAGAUAUUGAUGGACGGAGUGUGGCUGAUUACACUUCUCUGAAAUUCCUCCUGACCCAGGUGCCGUAUCUCUCCUGGCUGUCAGUUGUUGUCCCUUCAUUCAUACGCCUGCCACGCUUUGUGCUCACCCUGGCUAGCAACCGCUUCUAAACAUUUCCUACAUCAGUACUGAAGUGGCAGUAUCGUGCUGUAUGUCAACUAUAUGGUCCAAAUUCUAGAUAAACCCAUAGGUGCCAUGUUUCGGAUCAAAUCCAUCACUGGUGGCCAAUGGAUGACAAGGAGCACUGACUAACCACACUAUUAUUAUUUGAAGGAGUAUCAUUGAAAUUUAAAUUUAUAUAUAUAUAUAUAUAUAUUCCUACUUGAGUUCUUAAUGAAGGCAGUUCUAUGAAGUUUGAGGGGAAAAAUAGUGAACAUGAAUUAAACAUUAACACUAACGUUGUCCGUGGGUGAAGCCGCACAGUGUGAACUUGAUGUGUUUAUUAUGAUUACCGCAUGUAAUGUAUUUUCUUAAGAAGUAUGCAAAAUCUAUUUACAUAUGAGACAUUUUAUAAACAUUUAAAUAAUUGUGUAUUUUUAACACAUUUUUGAGCUUGUGAUAUUUCUAUUCAAUGAAUAUAUGCGUCCAACACUACUUCUACUACCACUACUAUUUGACUGGCUAAAUAACAACUGGUUAAAUAAAAAAGUUAACUCGCUGCUGUUUUCACUUGUCAUUCCCUUUUUUGCAAAAUAACAAAGCGUCUUCAAACUGAUAGGUCUUGAUGAAUAGGGUGGAAUCUAUUGCAGAAAGAUUAAUAUCUUCAUCUUGUCUAUUUUAUCAUAUUAUUUUGCGCUAACAAUGAAUUAUAAUUGCUACUCUGAAACUCUGACUCAUAUAUGUGUAUAUAUAU
This is a messenger RNA of Anoplopoma fimbria (sablefish), 1827 nucleotides long. RefSeq names its product dehydrogenase/reductase (SDR family) member 1 (gene dhrs1). Bases 152 to 1084 code for a protein of 310 amino acids. The record is from RefSeq and is a predicted model, not a curated record. NCBI's taxonomy places the organism in Eukaryota, Metazoa, Chordata, Actinopteri, Perciformes, Anoplopomatidae. The transcript has 9 exons.